CUCUCUUUUUAUAUUUUAUAAAUAAUGGUUAUUCAAUCUACUCUCCCAUCUAUUACCAUUCCUGAAACCGAUAUUCUUCAACUCUUGUUUAAGAAUGUUCACAAGACUCCCGAAAACAGAAAACUUUACAUCGAUGCAUUUUCAGGCGAAAGCUUAACUCUGGGACAACUCAAAGAUAAUGUUUUGCGUUUCGCUGCUUCCCUUCAAGACAGUUUCAAUUUCCAAAAGGGCAACGUCGUAGCUAUCUAUGCUCCUAAUCAGUAUGAUUAUUCUAUUCCUUUACUUGGUGCUGUUGCUGCAGGUGGCAUUGCUUCUCCUGCUAAUCCUGCUUACACCCCUAAAGAACUUGCUUACCAACUUGAAAUGACUAGCGCAAAAGUUUUAAUUGCACACCCCACAAAUGUCGAAUCUGCUUUAGCAGCUGCUGAUUUGGUCGGACUUCCAAAGUCAAACGUAUUUGUUUUCGGUAAACAAGUCAUCAAUGGCGUUGUUCCUUAUUACCAAGCCUUCUUAACAAGUCAACGUAGAGCUGACUUGAUCCGUCUUAACGCUGAAGAAGCUAAAGACACUGUUGCCUACCUCUGUUUCUCAUCUGGUACUACAGGUAAAAGCAAGGGUGUCAUGACAACACACACCAAUAUCACUUCCAAUAUUCUUCAAUAUGAAGCUCUUGAUGGUAAACAUGUCAAUGGUGACAAUGAUAGAAUGAUUGGUGUUUUGCCAUUCUUUCAUAUCUUUGGUCUUACCUUGUUAUUACACAUUGCCGUAUACUUGGGCACCCCUGUUUUUGUCAUGUCUAAAUUUGAUCUUGUUCAAUUCUGUGAGACUGUUCAAAAGCAAAAGAUUACUUUUACAUGUUUAGUACCUCCCAUUAUUUUGCUUUUGGCCAAGCAUCCUCUUAUUGAUCAGUACGAUUUCACUUCUCUCAAACUCGUUAUAUGUGGUGCUGCUCCAUUGAGUGGCGACCUUUCUCGUCAAGUAAGAGCUCGUUUGCCUAAUUUGGUGGUCAAGCAAGGUUAUGGCCUGACCGAGACCUCUCCCUGUGCCGUUAUUGAACCUACAGAUCGUGUUGUCGAUGGUUCCAUUGGUCUUCUUGUCUCCAACAUGACCGCCAGAAUUGUUGAUGACGAUGAUAAAGAUGUGCCUACUGGUGAACGUGGUGAAUUAUGGCUCAAGGGUCCCAAUAUUAUGAAGGGCUACAUUAACAACCCUGAGGCUACUGCAGACUGUAUUGAUAAUGAAGGCUAUUUCCACACUGGUGAUAUUGCCAUUCAAGAUAAGAAUGGUCAUUUCUUUAUCGUUGACCGAAAGAAGGAAUUGAUUAAAUAUAAGGGUUUCCAAGUCCCACCUGCAGAAUUAGAAGGAAUUUUGCUUCAAUCACCUAUUAUUGCUGACUGUGCAGUUAUUGGUGUUUAUGAUAGCUCCCAAGCUACUGAACUUCCUAGAGGUUAUAUCACUUUAAGACCUGAUGUUCCUGCUACAAUCGAAACAGCUGAUAUCAUUAAGAAAUUCGUUGCUGAUCAAGUUGUUUACUAUAAGCAAUUGCGUAGUAUUGUCUUUAUUGACGAAAUUCCCAAAAGUGCUGCCGGCAAAAUUCUUAGAAGAGUCUUACGUGAUGCUGCUGCUGCCGAACAAGCAUUGGAGAAGCAAAAAUCUAAACUCUAAGAUACCCAUCAGGUUUUUUUUUAAAUUGUUCCCUCAUUCGCCCCCAUUUAUUAGAAUAAUUUUUUUGACACAAUCCCAAAAAUCAAUAAAUAUGUAACACCUUUCAAUACCUAAAACAAA
Molecule: messenger RNA, 1785 nt
Organism: Mucor mucedo
Lineage: Eukaryota; Fungi; Mucoromycota; Mucoromycetes; Mucorales; Mucoraceae
Exons: 9
Coding region: 25-1665 (546 amino acids)
Molecular function (GO): CoA-ligase activity
Source: RefSeq, a predicted model, not a curated record